Messenger RNA from Papilio polytes (common Mormon), 1243 nucleotides. RefSeq names its product GTPase Era, mitochondrial. Gene Ontology annotation, cellular component: mitochondrial matrix. Lineage: Eukaryota; Metazoa; Arthropoda; Insecta; Lepidoptera; Papilionidae. Gene Ontology annotation, molecular function: GTP binding; rRNA binding; ribosomal small subunit binding. The coding region runs from base 119 to 1186 and encodes 355 amino acids. Gene Ontology annotation, biological process: ribosomal small subunit assembly. The transcript is spliced from 5 exons. The record is from RefSeq and is a predicted model, not a curated record.
UCAAUGUCAAACGUCAGUCUUGACUUGACUCCCCUUUUCAGAAAUCUAAAAAUAUCCUAAUGUUUAUUGGACCAAUAUUAUUAAAAAUUUGUCACCGCUAUAAUACCGAAACAUUAUCAUGUCUACUUCAAUUAUGCUUUCAAUGCGCAGCACCUAUAGUUGUAUAAAAUAUAUACGUUGUUUAUACUUUUCUACCCAGAUAGAACAACCUGCAAACAAAGUUACCGGUAAGGUAGUAAACGUAGCUAUAAUUGGAGCCCCUAAUUCAGGCAAGAGUACAUUAAUUAAUAAGAUUAUGGAACGUAAGAUUUGUGCUGCCUCUAAUAAAGUACAUACUACAACAAAGUUAGCCAGAGCUAUGUGUUAUGAAAAAGAUACACAAAUUAUUUUUUUGGAUACUCCCGGUGUUGUAAGUGACAAGGAACAAAAGAAGUACAAAUUACCCGUAGCAAUGCUAGGUGCAUGUGAAAAAAGUUUACGAUGUGCUAAUGUUGUUGGUGUAGUACAUGAUGUGUCCAACAAAUGGUCAAGGGACAGCAUUCAUCAAGAUGUCAUAAGCAUGUUAAAUUCAAUUGGUAAAAUACCAAGCUUUUUGAUACUAAAUAAAGUAGAUCAAUUAAAAUCUAAAAAGCAACUGUUGGCAACAAUUCGAAAUCUAACAAAUGGAGUAAUCGCAGGAAGAACUAUGCCAAAUCCUGAUAGGACUCAGUCAACUAAAAGUAAAUUACAAAAGGGUUACAGUCAUUUCUCUGAUGUGUUUCUAGUUUCUGCAUUAACAGGGGAUGGUGUAGGAGCUAUUAAGGAAUAUCUUGUAUCUAAUGCAAAAGUUAUGAACUUGCAAUAUUCUCCGGACUAUUGGACAGAUCAAACUCCGGAAGCACUAAUCGAGGAAACAGUUCGGGCGAAAUUUUUAGAUUUCCUACCACAAGAAAUACCUUACAAUUUGAAAACAUGUUUGGAAUACUACGACGAACUAGAAGAUGAGGAAAAAGUUGUCUGUUCAGUUGUUGUUGAAUGUCCUUCAGAUAGAAUAGCCAGGUUAAUAAGUGGUGCUGGAGGCGGGAGAUUGCAACAAAUAAAAUCUUACACGAGGAAUGAUUUAAUGGAUUUGUUCAAGAAAACGGUAGUUAUUGAUUUACAAUUAAAAGUUAAAAAUAAAUCUAUUGAUGAUAUACAGAACAAGUAAAAAUGAGAAAUUGCUAUUAAGAGUUUAAUAAGAUUGUAUAUUUUUGUUUUUAUUAUU